UCACGUGUACGCGACGAUUCAACAGAGCGAACGGCUGGCGGAUAUGCCGACAUAGACGCUCUUGUGGCCCAGCUUGUAUUCGUACACAAUAAAAAAAAGAUCGUUUAGUUUACAAGAAUUUUAAGUUUGAAAUGAGCAUUAUAUUGAAUUCCUCGCCUGGUGUUUGUAGUUCGGCAUUAAAGCGGAGAGCCUCGUCCGAUGAUGACGAUGAACUAUCAUCUAAAAAAUCAAGAAAUGCUUACUAUGUCACCCUUGAAUCCGAAUCGCCCUUACCGACCAGUGAGGAUGACGAGUCUAUAUACACAAUCCAAGGAGAUGAAACUGAAUUCGUCCAAGAUACGUCCGACACUUCGACACAUACGUAUGACGACAGUGACGAUGACAUCUCCGUGCAAUUGGAAUUUGAAGUUGCCUCUCAAUCCGAGGAGGAGAAUCCAAUGCUCAAUCCAACGUCGUCAUCUGAUCCUGAGGAUUACGUAACGAUGGGAGUGAUCGCCGCAAUAUACAACGAGACAGACAUCGGCUUUGCAGACGACAGCGAUGACUCUCGAAGCACAGUUGACAGCGAAAUUGGCAGAGCGGAUUAUUGGACGUGCGUCCAAUGCACCAGCAAAAACAAUAAUCCAUUGUUUCGCUAUUGCGAAAAGUGUUACAAAAUUCGAAAAAACUUCUUUCCACCACGACCGAAACGCAAGAAACGUCGUCAGCAAAAGGAAAACGAACUAAUCGAAUUUGAUUUAAUGAAAAAGAAAUCCGAAGAAAUUUUAAGUCACGAUUCCGGUGUGAGUAGUCAGGAUACGAAAUCCAGUCAAGAGUCUGACGACAGUAAAAAUCUUGAUUCUACGGACAAAAAGAAUCUUGAUCUCGUCGAUGGAAUUGAUAUUUCGAUAAAAAUCAACAAAUCAGAAAAUAAUUCCAUUGAAGAUGGCAAAAAUCAAAAUUCACUGGAUGAACGGAGUAAAAAAACAGAUGUCGAUUCAGAUGAAAAAAUGUGCAUCACGUGUACAUUGAAUCCAAAAAACGGAGCAUUCUCACACGGAAGUACACUUCACGUUAGUUGCUGUUAUAAAUGUGCCAUUCGAAUUUGGAGGACUAACAAACACUGUCCAAUUUGUAAUCGAAAAAUUACAAACGUACAAAAAAUUUUCUACAAUUAAAACGGGGAAUAGUUGUUAGAAAAUAUAUCCUCAGGUAUUUUUCCCUUAAAAAAACAACAAAAAAAAAAACCUUUAACUUUUUCUGAAAAUUUUUCCAAUUUUCAGUAAUGAAAAAUAAUUUUUAUUCGAAAAAAUUAGCUAUUUACUGUUGUUAUUUGUAUAAAAAAAAAGAAAAUUAUUUAUUAGAAAAAAAAUGAAUCUCAUUAGGUAGGAACUGAUUGGUUCUCGAUUGAUUUACAUAUUUUUACAUAAAAGGCUCGAAUAUGAAUCAAUUUUCAUAAAAAAUGUGUGUAUUCAAAUUUUCAUGUGUAUAUUUCAAAUUUUAUUUUUAAAUAAGAUUAUAUACUUAAUUUCCUUAUACAAAAUAUUAACUAUUUUUACACAAUUUUUAAACAUUUGGAUAAUUUUUAUCUCUUUUUUUCUAUUAAAUAAUUUAACUUUUUUUUGAAUUGCUAAAAAUUGACAAACAUUUUGUUUAUACUUUAUGGAAAUUUAAUAUAUUUUUGUUUUUGAAUUUUAUUAUUAUAUUUUAUGAGUUAAUUUAAAAAUAUUCAGGACAAAGAGUUUUUUGCGUCCUCAACAAAAAUAUUUUUUUUUGAAAACUGAUUCAUUAGCAAUUUUUUAAUAUUUCAUUCUCAUUUUUGUAAAUAUUUCAUUGUUUUCAUUAAGCAUUCAACAUUAUGAUUUUCACACAAACACUGUAAAAAUAUUGAAUGUAUAUAAAAAAAAAUAUUAAUCAACGAA
Molecule: messenger RNA, 1901 nt
Organism: Leptopilina heterotoma
Lineage: Eukaryota; Metazoa; Arthropoda; Insecta; Hymenoptera; Figitidae
Product: E3 ubiquitin-protein ligase Mdm2-like
Exons: 6
Coding region: 132-1157 (341 amino acids)
Biological process (GO): negative regulation of apoptotic process; regulation of cell cycle
Cellular component (GO): nucleus
Source: RefSeq, a predicted model, not a curated record